AUAAGCAAUUCCUUUUGAGUCAUCAGGCCUCAGUUAUACGUUGGUUGAGUCUCUCUCUGUCUCUCUCUCUCUCUCUCUGUCUCCACCCUCUCAAACCUCCUCCUCCAGUACAUUAUCUUUGUAUCCACGUCAGCACGUCAUGCAUCAUAAGGGAUUAUUUACAGUUGCCUUCAUUAGGGAAGGGAGCUUUAGGGAGAACAAACACCUGAGACCACUUUGUCUCAAAGCCCGACACGAACCUGCCACGUUCCGGCUGUGUGGGUGUUUAUACAACAGAAUGGCGAGUAAAGUGAGGAUAGCUCAUUACGGAACGCUAAUGCUGCUAUUAUUAACCUGGUAUGAGCGCAUGCAUUGCUUGGGAAUUACAGUGGAUCCUCCUGAGGACCUUGUGAUAUCAGACCCUGGUCAUUUUGGACACCUCCAGAUUAAAUGGAGCCCUCCAGCCACCCUGAUGAAUGAUACAGACUGCUCCAAGCUGUAUCACCUGGAGUACUUUGACACAUACAGGAACAGCUGGGAUGCUAUCAGGACGCCGGGGACGGAGUACAGUGCCCAGUUUGAUCUGAUGAAAGACGUGAGAGUGAGAGUGUACACCGUGCUGCGUGGAUCCUGCACCAACGGCACCGUGGUCCAGAGCAGGGACUUCGCUGAACUGGUCCAGAAACCUUCCAGCACAGGGGUGACGGGGACAGCAGUCCAGGGUUUUGACUGCGUCUACCACAACAGGCAGUACCUGAAGUGCUACUGGGAAGCAAACCCAAAGAUGGCGGCCAAGGCACAGCGGAACCUUUAUUUCUGGCACAAGGGGCUGGAAAAGGCAGACGAAUGUCCGAAGUAUCUCAUCUCGGACGGAACCAGGAGCGGCUGCGACUUCACAGGAAAAGCCGUGCCGGAGUUCAGUGACAUCAACUUCUGUGUGAAUGGCUCCUCCCCCGAAGGCCCGCUGAUAACUACCUUCAUCUCCUUGCAGAUCCAAAACCACGUAAAGCCUGAAAUCACAGAGAAAGUGAAUCUGCAAACGGGUCCGGACAAACGGCUGGAGAUGCAGUGGGAAGGUCCAAGUGGAAACAUUCCUGGCCACUGUUUACAAUGGGAGGUGGAGCACAAACAAGAGGGACCUGAUGGGAAAAUGGCCACACGGCUGAUGGCCACGGGGGAGCAGACGAGCCUGACGCUGCCGUCGGGCCGCGACGAUGGGAGGAACUGCUUCAGGGUUCGGUCCAAGCUGGACAAGUACUGUGCACACAAGGGCCUCUGGAGUGAGUGGAGUCGCCCGACAUGCCACCCAGAUCGACAUUUGAAAAAACAACGUACCACAUCGACGAGGCCUGGUGAGCUGCACGUAUUUUUCGGAGCCCCUCCUGGAAGACCCUGAUGUCAUGAUAAAACACGACCGACAGUCAGGAUGAAGAAUCAUCUUCGAUACACAAGCUUCACAGAGGAUUGGUCGCACCCUGCAAUAAUUGUUAAAAGGUUUAAACGUGCAACAGCACCGGGAACCUGUUUAUGAGAUUCAAACAUGAGUCCAGCGGCCUGCAUUAACAUCUGUGUUAGUUUAUUUCAAGUGGUAUAUUUGAAUCAUUUCCAAUUCGCAUGGAAAUACGAAUCACUGAAAGAACCUCUUUUUUUAAGUCUAGUUUCUGAAUCUGAGGCUUAUGAUGACGUUGAUGUUUAACAGAAGAAUGUAUCUUUGGAAUACAGAAUACAAUUCGGGCUUUACUGCAUUAAUCACUUCUUAAACAUGUCAACAACAAGGAAGGCAAUGCAUAUAUUAAGACAUCAUUUUUUUUCCAUUGCCUAAUGGGACUUUUUUUAUUGUUAAAAUGACAUUUUGGUCACUUGAGGUGUAAAACUGUAUUUUUUGGAAUCCAAGUGCGUGUUUCUGAGGCGCCAAGCUCAUUGAAAUGAUGUAAAGUACUGACGUCAACGUUUUGUCUCUCUUAUUUGCACCUCAUAUCGGACGGAGACACAUUUUGCUUUCUGGCCAAAUGUAACUGACGGAAUGGACCAAAACUUUCUGUAGCUUCAGCUCGAUAAAUGAAAUUCACUGUCAUUCUACUUUAAAGCAUCACGAUGACUUUAAAAAAUAAAAUGUUUUGUCACUCUGCUGGUGUGAGUCUGUCAUUGCACCAGCUGAUUGUGGCGUCCCACAAGGCCCCCCAUGCUACAUACUGUAUAUAUAUAUAUAUAUAUUUUUUUUUUCUAUGCUGACCAUCUUGCAUACUUUGGGCUUCACUCUCUUAACUAGAAGAAAAUGACAAAAGCCCUUUGACGUUACCACCCUGUGGCUAUACAACAUGUCGCAUUAGGGACCUCCUACUGUGUUUGGACAUUGUGUUGCUGAUCUGUCGUUGUUUGUGUGUCAUCUUUUACUGAUGGGAUUUGUAAAACAA
This is a messenger RNA of Pungitius pungitius (ninespine stickleback), 2393 nucleotides long. RefSeq names its product interleukin 13 receptor, alpha 2 (gene il13ra2). Gene Ontology annotation, cellular component: external side of plasma membrane. Gene Ontology annotation, molecular function: protein binding; cytokine receptor activity. The record is from RefSeq and is a predicted model, not a curated record. The transcript is spliced from 10 exons. Gene Ontology annotation, biological process: cytokine-mediated signaling pathway. The coding region runs from base 140 to 1375 and encodes 411 amino acids. NCBI's taxonomy places the organism in Eukaryota, Metazoa, Chordata, Actinopteri, Perciformes, Gasterosteidae.